Molecule: messenger RNA, 1720 nt
Organism: Marmota flaviventris (yellow-bellied marmot)
Lineage: Eukaryota; Metazoa; Chordata; Mammalia; Rodentia; Sciuridae
Gene: Il11ra
Product: interleukin 11 receptor subunit alpha
Cellular component (GO): membrane
Molecular function (GO): protein binding; cytokine receptor activity
Source: RefSeq, a predicted model, not a curated record
AGGGCGAGGGCGCUGGCGGCGGCGGCCGCGGAAGAUGAGCAGCAGCUGCUCAGGGCUGAGCAAGGUCCUGGUGGCUGUGGCUGCAGCCCUGGUGUCUGCUUCCUCCCUCUGCCCCCAGGCCUGGGGACCCCCAGGGGUCCAGUAUGGGCAGCCUGGCAGAUCCGUGAUGCUGUGUUGCCCUGGAGUGAGUGCUGGGACCCCAGUGUCCUGGUUUCGGGACGGAGACUCCAAGCUGCUCCAAGGACCCGAUUCUGGGCUGGGGCACCAACUGGUCCUGGCGCGGGCAGACAGCACUGAUGAGGGCACCUAUAUCUGCCAGACCCUGGAUGGUGCACUUGCAGGCACAGUGAUCCUGAAGCUGGGCUACCCCCCAGCCCGUCCUGUGGUCUCCUGCCAAGCAGCUGACUAUGAAAAUUUCUCCUGCACUUGGAGUCCCAGCCAGGUCAGCGGUUUACCCACCCGCUACCUCACCUCCUACAGGAAGAAGACAGUGCCAGGAACUGAUGGCCAGAGGGUGAGUCCAUCUACAGGGCCCUGGCCAUGCCCACAGGACCCCUUAGGAGCUGCUCAAUGUGUGGUCCAUGGGGCAGAGUUUUGGAGCCAGUACCGGAUUAAUGUGACUGAGGUGAACCCACUGGGUGCCAGCACACGCUUGCUGGAUGUGAGCUUGCAGAAUAUCUUGCGCCCUGACCCACCCCAGGGGUUGCGGGUGGAGUCAGUACCUGGUUACCCGCGACGUCUGCGUGCCAGCUGGAUAUACCCCACCUCCUGGCCCCGCCAGCCCCACUUCUUGCUUAAGUUCCGGUUGCAGUACCGUCCAGCACAGCAUCCAGCCUGGUCCACGGUGGAGCCAGCUGGCUUGGAAGAGGUGAUCACUGAUGCUGUGGCUGGGCUGCCUCAUGCGGUCCGAGUCAGUGCCCGGGAUUUUUUGGAUGCUGGUACCUGGAGUGCCUGGAGCCCUGAGGUCUGGGGGACUCCCAGUACUGGGCCCCUGCCAAAAGAAGUACCUGAUGAGAGCCAGCCACAAGUGCAGGUGGAGACAGUAGCUCAUGUGGACAGCCCUGCUCUUCCAAGGCCCUCUCUACAGCCAGACCCGCGGCCGCUUGAUCACAGGGACCCCCUGGAGCAGGUGGCUGUGCUAGUGUCUUUAGGAAUCUUUUCUUUCCUGGGACUGGCAGCUGGGGCCCUGGCACUGGGGCUGUGGUUGAGGCUGAGACGGGGUGGGAAGGAUGGACCCCAAAAGCCUGAGUUCUUGGCCCCAAUGAUUCCAGUGGACAAGCUUCCAGGUGCUCCAAACCUGUAGAGGACCCAGAAGAACUUCAGCUGAUUCACCUAUAAGUCUGUCUUGCUGGUUUGGAUGAAGGGACAGAUAGAACCAAGCAGGACUGUAGAUCCCUUUGGACAGUGCUAUCAGCUGGAAGUUCUGUCUGGAUCCCAUUUCUUUGAAAUAGUUUAUUCCAAAUGUGCCAGCUGAAAGGUGUCAGAACCUCUGACUUCAUCCCAGAACUGGAGGUCCACCUGAGGAAUGUGCCUGUCUGUGUCCGUGUGUGACCAUGUGUAUGUGAAGUAGGGAGAAUGUGUUCUCUGCAUGUAUGUAUGUAUAUAUGUAUGUAUGUGCCUGAAGAACGUGUGUGGGUCCUUGACUCUUGGCCUUGCCCCUUGCAGGGGCUAUGAAGAUGCAAAAUAAAGAGAACGAGGAGGUUGUUCUAUAUCACACUCA